GCUUAUUUAACGACACCUUAUCGUUACCCAAUUUCGCAAACACGUUUUUGUUUGAACUUGAAGCUUAUCGACAAGACAGAAAUCUACAAAAUGGCAGCAAGAAAGGGACUAGAAGUGUUUGUGUCUAGAUUACCAUGGACCAUCGGUAUCCAAGAGCUGCGAUCCUACUUUACUCAGUUUGGGCCUGUGAGGAAUUGCAGAAUAGCUUUUGAUGAUUCCACAGGGUUCUCUAAAGGGUUUGGUUUUGUGAGCUUUGGUAAUACAUCAGGGAUGCAAUCUGCUCUCAAGAGAGAACAGCAUCUCCUUGAUGGACACAAGGUGAAUGUGCAAGCCAAGCAGAGCACCUCUCCAGCUGUGAAGAAACUACAAAUAUCAGAAGUGAUGGAAAAUGGACAUUGAUUUUAAGGAGAUCAUUGGAUGAACUCAUUUGAAUAUUUAUGAGAAACUCAUUUGAAUAUUUAUGAAGAAACAGUGCUCAGAUGCAAGGCCACGGCAUCUUUCACUCCUUGAAUCUUUCUUCCAGAAUCAUUUAUAGACUUGAAUACCUACCGUUAUGAGACAGUGAUAUAACAAGGAACAAACUGCUUCUGAAAUAGGGCCUCUUGCAUAGAUUUCAAGAUUGAAUAGAAGAUGUGUGUAAAGAUGAGUAAGUAGCAUUUGAAACUCCGCCCAUGAUAAUGAUAAUCCUCUUAACUUAAAAAUUUACCUUGACCUCUAAAGCCCACAGCACACCAUAUGAUCCUAAUAUUUGAUUUCAAAACAAAUGGCAAUUGCAGUUAACUCUGCACAAUUAAAAUCUGUUGGAAAUACAAAACUCAACUUGAGGAAAAUUAACCCUGUCGAGUCUGUACACAUUGCUCACCAAAAUAUCUUGUGAAAAGGGUAUUUUUCGCUGGUUAGAGCAACUGACACAUUUAGGGUGUCAAAUGGGCAAAAAGGUUAUGUUUGUUGAGUUUGAUGAAAAGCAUUUAGGAUAUCCCUUUUCUCAUUCUUUUGUAAUUGGUUAAAUUGCAUGAGGUUUGCAUUGUAUUUUUCUCUACAGUGAUUUUCAGGUAUUUCCAAUAAUAUAUUAUUGUAUUAAUUGACAUGUUUUUUGUCAGGUAACAGAAAAUUAAAUUACAUGUUAUUAUCACACAAGA
Strongylocentrotus purpuratus (purple sea urchin) is the source of this 1139-nucleotide messenger RNA. RefSeq names its product SRA stem-loop-interacting RNA-binding protein, mitochondrial-like (gene slirp). The transcript has 4 exons. Bases 91 to 399 code for a protein of 102 amino acids. The record is from RefSeq and is a predicted model, not a curated record. Gene Ontology annotation, molecular function: poly(U) RNA binding; poly(G) binding; mRNA 3'-UTR binding. NCBI's taxonomy places the organism in Eukaryota, Metazoa, Echinodermata, Echinoidea, Camarodonta, Strongylocentrotidae. Gene Ontology annotation, biological process: positive regulation of mRNA splicing, via spliceosome; spermatogenesis.